Messenger RNA from Cricetulus griseus (Chinese hamster), 2557 nucleotides. The record is from RefSeq and is a predicted model, not a curated record. Lineage: Eukaryota; Metazoa; Chordata; Mammalia; Rodentia; Cricetidae.
UCUGGACAGAAGGAAGUCUUUAUCAAGAGGGACCUCUCCAGAAUCCACAUUGCUCCCAUUGAGGCUCCAAACCUCCACUUGACAAUGGGAAACUGGCUGGCUAACCACUGGCUUUCAGUUUUAUUUCUGGUCUCUUGGUUGGGGUUGAACAUUUUUCUGUUUGUGUAUGCCUUCCUGAAUUAUGAGAAGUCUGACAAGUACUAUUACACAAGAGAAAUUCUUGGGACCACCUUGGCCUUUGCCCGAGCCUCUGCUUUCUGCUUGAAUUUUAACAACAUGAUGAUCCUGAUUCCUGUGUGUCGCAAUCUGCUGUCCUUCCUGAGGGGCACCUGCUCAUUUUGCAACCGCACACUGAGAAAGCCAUUGGAUCACAACCUCAUCUUCCAUAAGCUGGUGGCAUAUAUGAUCUGCGUAUUCACAGCUAUCCAUGUCAUUGCACACCUAUUUAACUUUGAACGCUACAGUAGAAGCCAGCAGGCCAUGGAUGGAUCUCUUGCCUCUGUUCUCUCCAGCCUAUCUCAUCACGAGAAAGAAGGGGAUUCUUGGCUAAAUCCCAUCCAGUCUCCAAAUACGACGGUGUUGUAUGCAACAUUUACCAGUGUUGCUGGCCUUACUGGAGUGAUUGCCACAAUAGCCUUGGUUCUCAUGGUAACUUCAGCUAUGGAGUUUAUCAGCAGGAAUUAUUUUGAGCUCUUCUGGUACACACAUCACCUUUUUAUUGUCUAUAUCAUCUGCUUAGGGACGCACGGCCUGGGUGGGAUUGUCCGGGGUCAGACAGAGGAGAGCAUGGGUGAAAGUCAUCCCUACAAUUGUUCAAGUUCUUUUCUUGAGUGGGAUAAGCAUGAGUGGAGUUGUACACGCCCUCAUUUUGUGGGGCACCCCCCUGAGUCUUGGAAGUGGAUCCUUGCACCAAUCACUCUAUAUAUCUUUGAAAGGAUGCUUCGCUUUUAUCGCUCCCAGCAGAAGGUUGUGAUUACUAAGGUAAAGAAAUAUACACUUUCCACGUUGGAACUGCAGAUGCGAAAGCGUGGCUUUAGCAUGGAAGUGGGACAGUAUAUAUUUGUAAAUUGUCCCUCAAUUUCCUUCCUGGAGUGGCAUCCCUUCACUCUGACCUCUGCUCCAGAGGAAGAGUUUUUCUCAAUUCAUAUCCGAGCAGCAGGGGACUGGACAGAAAAUCUCAUAAGGGCAUUUGAACAACAGCACUCACCGAUGCCCAGGAUUGAGGUGGACGGUCCCUUUGGCACAGUCAGUGAGGAUGUUUUCCAGUAUGAAGUGGCUGUACUGGUUGGGGCAGGGAUUGGGGUCACUCCCUUUGCUUCCAUCUUGAAAUCUAUCUGGUACAAAUUCCAGCGUGCAGACAACAAGCUCAAAACACAAAAGAUUUACUUCUACUGGAUCUGCAGAGAGACAGGUGCUUUUGCCUGGUUCAACACCUUAUUGAAUUCCCUUGAACAAGAGAUGGAGGAAUUAGGCAAAAUGGAUUUCCUAAACUACCGUCUUUUUCUCACUGGCUGGGAUAACAACAUUGCUGGUCAUGCAGCAUUAAACUUUGACAAAACCACCGACAUCCUGACAGGUCUGAAACAAAAAACCUCCUUUGGGAGACCAAUGUGGGACAAUGAAUUUUCCAGAAUAGCUGCUGCUCACCCCAAGGCUGCAGUGGGGGUUUUCUUGUGUGGCCCUAGGACUUUGGCGAAGAGCCUGCGCAAAUGCUGUCAGCGAUACUCAAGUCUGGAUCCUAGGAAGGUUCAAUUCUACUUCAACAAAGAAACUUUCUGAAAUGCAGAAAGCAGUGCAGUAGCCUGUACUUUCCUUUUUCACUUUACCAACUUGCAGGUCGGCUACUAGGUAAUACUGUGCCUCACAAGGACUUCAUUCCCCACUUUUACAAGUUUGCAUUCAUCUUCAUCAUACUUGAGCUUUGCCAACCCAAGAGCUGCUCAAGUCACACUAGUUGCAAAGCACACCAACUGGUUUUUGUGGGGAUGAUUGUAAAUCCUAGGAAGCCUGACUUCAGCUGAGCUUUGAUAGUUGACGCUUGUUCAAUUUAACCUCUGGUGUCUUGCUGGAUUCCUGAACUUUGUUCCUAAUCUCCCCUCCCAUUUGCCCCUCACAAAAGAUUUCUAAGCAGGGUGACUUUUAAAAUAUUUAUUGAAUCCAGGACAAAACAAUAAUCAUAAAUAAUAAACAUAAAAUUACCAUGAUUCGCACUCCCAUAUCAUACUCACUAGGUACAUUGUUAAACACAAUCUUAUCCAGUGUGACCAACAGUUUACACUUUGUUUUGUCAAAAAAUGAAAGGUUUUCAUCUUUGCUUAUUGAACAAUUCUGCUUAAUUUCUCUAGGCUUUCCAUCUGACGUAUAUUAACUGUAAUCAAAUUUACAUUAUAAUUAGAAGCCAACUAUAUGUCAUUUUGUAUUGUUUGAAAUAACUGGGAACACCUGGCCUACAUCAUGGAAUAAAUGAAUUCAACACCAAGUUCUCUACUAUUUUUGUUAAAGGGGUUUGUUUAUGAAUGUCUGGUAUAAAAAGACAAUAAAGAAUUUAUAAUUUUGA